Molecule: messenger RNA, 6761 nt
Organism: Lagenorhynchus albirostris (white-beaked dolphin)
Lineage: Eukaryota; Metazoa; Chordata; Mammalia; Artiodactyla; Delphinidae
Gene: DCAF10
Product: DDB1 and CUL4 associated factor 10
Exons: 7
Coding region: 50-1744 (564 amino acids)
Cellular component (GO): Cul4-RING E3 ubiquitin ligase complex
Molecular function (GO): protein binding
Source: RefSeq, a predicted model, not a curated record
UGUCGGCGGGCGGGGCAGCAGCCAGGAGCUGGGGGUCGGUGCGUUGGUCAUGUUUCCCUUCGGGCCCGGUAGCCCCGGAGGGGACAGGGCGGCCGGAGCCGGGGCUGAGGAGCCAGCACCCCACGCGAGACAGGCUGUAGCUGCCGGGCCGCUCCCUUCUCCGCCCCCGUCGCUACAGCCGGGGGCUGACGCAGCCCCUCCCCCGUCGCCCUGCGGGAGCCCUCGCCACCCCUGCGCCCCUUCGCAGCCCCAGGCUGGGCGCGCGGGGGAGCUCCGGCCGCCCGGAGCUCUAAAGCCCUCAGCCGCUUCCGCCCAGGAAGAGCAGUCACCGCCCUCCCCGCCGCGCCGGCAACCUGGGCCUGACUGCAGGGCCGGGAGCCGGGGCCGGCACUGCCUCAGCGCCCGCCUGGGCGGCCCUGGCGCCCAGCUGUUCGGGUGGCUGAGAGAGCGCAGCCUGGGCCGCGGGCUGUUCGUGGAUCCGGCACGAGACAAUUUCCGCACCAUGACUAACCUCUAUGGUUCCAUCCAUCCCGCGGACUCGGUGUACCUCAGCACCCGCACCCAUGGGGCCGUCUUCAACCUCGAGUACUCGCCCGACGGGUCAGUGCUGACAGUUGCUUGUGAACAGACUGAAGUUCUGCUUUUUGAUCCUAUAUCUUCAAAGCACAUAAAAACACUUUCUGAAGCUCAUGAAGACUGUGUAAAUAAUAUAAGAUUUCUUGAUAACCGGCUGUUUGCUACCUGCUCUGAUGACACUACAAUAGCACUAUGGGAUCUGAGAAAACUGAACAGCAAAGUAUGCACUUUACAUGGUCACACUAGCUGGGUGAAGAACAUCGAAUAUGAUACUAAUACAAGACUCUUAGUAACGUCAGGAUUUGAUGGAAAUGUCAUUAUUUGGGACACCAACAGGUGUACAGAAGAUGGGUGUCCACAUAAGAAAUUCUUUCACACACGUUUUCUCAUGAGAAUGAGAUUAACACCAGAUUGUUCCAAAAUGUUGAUCUCAACGUCCUCUGGAUAUCUCUUGAUUUUGCAUGAUCUUGACUUAACCAAGUCUUUAGAAGUAGGCAGCUAUCCCAUUCUGAGAGCAAGAAGAACAACAUCAAGUUCAGAUCUUACCACUUUGUCGAGUUCAUCCGGUCCUAGAGUUUCUGGUUCACCUUCUCAUCAUAGUGAUUCUAAUUCAUCUUCUGAGAAACACAUGUCACGAGCCUCACAAAGAGAAGGAAUUUCACCACGAAACAGUCUUGAAGUCUUAACCCCUGAAGUUCCUGGUGAGAGAGACCGUGGAAAUUGCAUCACAUCGUUACAGCUGCACCCAAAAGGAUGGGCCACUCUUCUUCGGUGCUCAAGCAACACUGAUGAUCAGGAGUGGACUUGUGUCUAUGAAUUCCAAGAAGGAGCCCCCGUGCGACCAGUCUCACCUCGCUGUUCUCUACGACUGACUCAUUACAUUGAAGAAGCCAACGUAGGCAGGGGUUAUAUCAAAGAACUUUGCUUCAGCCCUGAUGGGCGAAUGAUUUCUUCCCCACAUGGCUAUGGGAUUCGCUUGUUGGGAUUUGACAAACAGUGCAGUGAACUUAUUGACUGUUUGCCCAAAGAAGCCAGUCCCCUGCGGGUGAUCCGUUCUCUGUACUCUCAUAAUGAUGUGGUACUGACGACAAAGUUCUCUCCAACACAUUGUCAGAUCGCCUCCGGGUGCCUUAGUGGACGGGUUUCUUUGUAUCAGCCAAAGUUUUAGGCACAACUUACAUCAAAUAAGGAACUCUUCUGGUGUUUGAAUUAUAUAUUACUUCAAUUUAGGUGAAGUAUUUUCUUUUUAGAAGAUCUUAAAAGUUUGGGUCAAGAUCCUAGUUCUUACGGGUCCAUGAACACACCUGUGACCUGAGUACUUGGUCGUCCAGCAUCACAGGGGCAUCGCCAAGUUAGACUCCAGGCAGCACCAUCUUUUGCAGCAUUCCUAGGCUCCUGCUGAUCUGUGCCACUGAACUCCAGUUCUGCUGGUUGUUUUGCAUGGUAGCUCUUGUCAAGUUUCUUUCUUUUAAUUCUCUUUUCUGUUUUUCGAUUUUGGUAUGAAUUUUGUGGACAUUUGGCAGGAGUUUUGGUUGGAUUAGGAGAAACUCGUGAUGCUAGUGUUGAAUAAAACCUAGAAGUUUGAUGUUGGCAUACUGGUUGAAAAGAAAUUUCAUCUUAUCAGUAUACUUGGCCUUUUAAAGUUGCUGUUGUUUCUCUAUAAUGAGCACAGAUAAUGGCAUUAUUCUUACAAAUGUUAUAGUUUUGCAGCAAAAUGUCUUUUAAGUUUCCUGUUAAAAUUAUACAUAUUUUUCACUGUGAGAGGGAUUUUGUUGUGAAAUUCUAGAAAAAAAAUUACCACCUCUCUUUGUAGUUUAUUUGUAUGAACUUUUAAAUCUGUAGCAUGUGUCCUUACUUGGUAUUUUGUUCCUGUCAACAGCAUUAGAAAGGAAAAGAGAAGUAAUGGGCUUUGGUCAUUUCUAUUGUAUAGAAGAGGAUUUAUUUAUUAGAUUAUACUUUCUAUCUGGCCACAGAGUGAUGAGAACAAUGUGGCUUAGAUUUUCUGUUUCCUCUGCCAGAUUAUUUAAAUCACAGAGGAUGACAGGUGGAGGGAAAAUCGAGAGUAAAAACGUUGUGUUUUUCUCAUUUUCCUUGAGCUUAACUCUCUUACCAUUUAUGAAGGGAGAACUGUGAUUGUCUUCAAGCUGUUGUCAUAACUGUGGUGGUCCGUGACUUGGGUGUCAUGACUAAGACCUUUUGUUGUGUUUUGUUAUGGAACACAGCAAGUACAAAGCAUCACGCAGGGGCCAGGCAUAAGGCUGACUACUCUGCUGAAGUAAGCAGCUUUUUUCUAGUCUCCUCCACUUGGAAUGGGACUGUCCUGAGAAGAGAUUUGCCAGAGGCUGGAGUAAUUUGAGCCACAUGCUAGUUUUUUCCCUCUUAGAACACAUUCUCUUAGGCCAGUGGUUCUCAAACAUUAGGGUGCAUUAUAAUCACUGGGGAGCUUGUGAAAAAUAGAGAAACCUGGCCCUCACCUUAGGAGGUUCUGAUUCAGCCAGGGAGAGGACAGGAAUCUGUAUUUUUAACACGAACCCCAAGUAAUCUGUAUUCAGGUGGUUCCUGGAUCACAGCUUCAAAUAUUACUACCUUAAACAUCAGUAAAUAUUUCUGUACCCAUCAGGUGCUUAACACAACUCCCAGAAGGUGUUUUGAUUAUUAAAAAAAUAAGCAAAUAAAAGCAAUUUUAGAGGUAGAAAGUAACUUAAAAUGGACUCAAUCUCGUUAUUAGAUGAAUGAGAGAAGUUAAGUGACUUGCCUAAAGUCAUCCUGCAAAAUUAGUGGCAGAGCCAGGACUUGAAUUCAAGUCUCUUAAUUCCUUGCUCAGGGCCAUUUCUACUGUAUUAUGCUGGCUGUUAAAACAAUGACUUAUGAACACUUUUUUUGUCUUUAAGUUGUAUUAUUGUGAAUACCUUUAAACUGGCCAGUAGAUUCAAAAAGGAAGGCAUGGGAGUAUCAAUGCUGAGAAUUCCAGCCAUAAGAAGAAAAGUGUUUUAAAUCUUAUAGAAAUGUUUAAGCAACCCAAAUACAUGAAUAAAAAUGACACUUUUUGUAGAACCUGCCAGACAGCCAUUCACGCACGUACAGAGGUUACAUCUCACUUGGAUAAUGUUGGCUGUAGGACAAAUUUUAAAAAUUAGAUCUUUCUUAUCAUGGAUGUUAAAAAAAAAUUGGAAAUGUUUUAGUCAUCAAAAAAAGUACCCACAGUGAAAACACAGGUUUGCCAUAAACUUUCUUAAAAACACAUAUUUAAGAGAAAAUAAAGAGACAAAAACACCUAAUGUUGACAUUAAAAAUAAGCUACUGGGCUUCCCUGGUGGUGCAGUGGUUGAGAGUCCGCCUGCCGAUGCAGGGGACACGGGUUCGUGCCCCGGUCUGGGAAGAUCCCACAUGCCGCGGAGCGGCUAGGCCGGUGAGCCAUGGCCUCUGGGCCUGCGCGUCCAGAGCCUGUGCUCCGCAACGGGAGAGGCCACAGCAGUGAGAGGCCCGCGUACCGCAGGGGAAAAAAAAAAAAAAAACCUACUAAGUACAAAGGUUGUAUUGAUAAUCAAAAGAAGUUUCCAUAUAUUGCAUCUCCUUGGGAGAGUGGUCCAUGUCAGAUGCUGGGCCCAAAUGUUGCCCAACUCUAAUAAAUUUCAGUCCGUGAUUCAAGAAUAUCUAUCAUGUGUCAAAUAAUGUAGAUACUCUACUAGUAACUCUCACAAAAACUGCAAGGUAGGUGGCAUGAGCACCAAUGUACUUUGGGGGAAAUGGAAGGUCAGAAAGGUUGAUUUGACAUAAGUCACAGAGCUGGCAUGGGGUGGCAGCACUGAGAUUCAAACUCAAUGUUUUAGUUCCAAGCCUGUGCUUACUACUCUACCAUUUUGCCCUUUAGUUUGUAAAGGAUGGUAAACUGGCCUGUUAAUUUACUUAUUUAACACCCUCUGGAAGUUGUUUAUUUCAGAGCUGGCUCAUCUUCUGCACCAUACAAAAGAACAUUUACAAGAUAGACAAUUUCCAUUAGAAUUAACGCCAUAAACUGCAGGGCACACAUACAGUCCGUUCCUAACUAAAAACCCUCAUGUAGGGUAAGUAGCUAUAAAGUAAAGAAAAAUGGAGGAUUAAUAGCCUUAUACAAAAACAGAGCCUCACAGAUGAGAAUUAAAAAUUAAUAGCAAACUCAACAAAACCUUUGUCCUCUCUGAGGUAUUGUCAUGAUCAGGAAGUCAUCAGGGGAUAUUAAUCAAGGAAUUAAAGGGCAUCAGGAAUGCCAUACUAUUGGAGGAGAUCACACUUAAAAUUUCAAGAUCCCAUUUCACCUAGUGUAUAAAAUCUAAUCUGGUGUUUUUAACUCUAAAAUUUUAUUUAGUCGUUUUUAAUCAUGAUAAUUGGUAAAUGUAUUAUAAUUGAUAAUAUAAUUGUUGGCAAGUAUAGUAUAAAUUAUACAUGUUUUAAAAAGCUUUCUGCAGAACAGUAUAUUUAUGGCGAAGCUAUGUUGAAUGAGUUUAAAAACAUCAAAUAUACCGUAGUUCCUUAUUUUCAAUUGUGAAAAUGAAGUGGCUGAUGCAGAGGAGACCUCUAUUUUUAUCUUUUGAAAAUGUCUGUGGUCUUUUUUCUCAGAAGCUCAAAGAGCAUGUAUAUUUUGUUUCUCCUUGUUACAUCCCCGGGAAGAGGUUAUACCAAAAAUUUUAGGAAAACAAGCAUGAAGAAGGUAAAUCACAUAUUCCUCACUCCUAUGUCUAGAACCAAGAUCACAUCAUAUCAUUGUUAAGGCUGUUUUCUAGAAAGUGCAAUAUAGGAAAAACACUCUGAGACUCUUUUAGGAGCCUAGUGUUUCCCAUAUUAGAAUAUAUGGUGUUGGCAUCCAUAAGAAUCUGUUAAGCUUGUGUUUAACAGGAGAAAUGGUCUGAUAACUUACUGAUGACAGUCAUCCCCAUUUAAUGACCAGCAGUCACUGAGAGCUAUGAAAAUUCAGUAACACAGUGUUGGUCAUGAAGGAAAGCAUAUAUAUUAAUGUUGGGAUAAUUAAUGCAUUUGUCUUAAGUGCCAAAAUUCAAAACUUGUAAUUAUUUUUGAUGCAAGUCUUUCAGAUAUGUCAGUAUACCUACCCGCCUUCUUCUUAAACAGCAUGCUCAGUACAAUUCACUUUUUCAUGAUGAAAGUAAAAGUUAUAUUCAUGUGUUAUUACAAGUAUCUAAUGAGCUCUGAUGUAUGUAAAAUAAUCCAUAAAUUGUAAAGGGCUAUAACAAAUUGAUAUUAAUUAUUAUAAAGUGAUUCCCUCAGCCUCGAGGUAUAUAUAAUCAUUUGCCUCAGAUUCCUGGUGUGGUUUUUGUUUUUUCUUUAAUUUAAAAAAUUUUGUAUCUGCUAAGCAGUUUGUUUUGCUUAUAUAGUGGUCUCCUGCCACACUAUCAAUAUACCUGCCUCUAACAGGCUCCCCACUUCCUUCUAAUGUGCUGUGUUCAUCUGUUAUGAGCUGGGACAUGAGAUAACCAAGCCUGCUUAGUUUCUAAUGGGCUGGAUGAGCUCUGGGUGCACAGUCUGUGAGACAGCUCUUUUGGUUGCUCACCACCUUCCUGACAGGUUCACAGUAACCUUCUGGAUAAUAGUUCCCAGUUAAAGCCCAAGCUAGUGAUUUUUUUCAGUUGCCACUAAGUAAAAUACUACAAGCUAAGGAUGCUGCUAGAUUAAGGAGAAGCAAUGUACCAAAGUACAGGGAAGCAAAAACAAAGGCUCUGUAGUUGCACAGGGGUCUUUCAUGCUUUUAAGGAAAAAGAAGAGUGCAGAGGGAAAAAAAAAAAAACCCGUGAAAAUCCAGAUAGACUUGAGUAUUUUUGAUGCCAUUGAACUGUCAGUAAUUAUUAAAAUAUAUGGUUAAAAAAUAAAAUACAUGGUUAAAUUAUCACACAUUGUACAAAGACACAGUUAAGUCUCAGUGCAAAAUGAGAGUGUACUGAAAUUUAUACCCUGAACACAAUUCAUAAGAAUUUCUUCCAUUCAAACGAUAAUGGAAACUAUUAUCAAAAGGGAAGUCUCAAAUUUACCUGUAUGCCGCUUUUUUAGUUGUAAAUGAAUUAGUGAUAGAAAAAUGGGUUUUAUUAAAUGCUCCAGGGAAUACAUCUCACAUGCACACACCUCCUCUAUACAUGUGUAUAUAAAUGUCACUAUAAAUGAAAAUGCUAGAGAUAAUAAAAUAAUUUUAAAAAUUUAAA